Molecule: messenger RNA, 856 nt
Organism: Spizellomyces punctatus DAOM BR117
Lineage: Eukaryota; Fungi; Chytridiomycota; Chytridiomycetes; Spizellomycetales; Spizellomycetaceae
Product: V-type proton ATPase proteolipid subunit 2
Exons: 3
Coding region: 117-608 (163 amino acids)
Biological process (GO): proton transmembrane transport
Cellular component (GO): proton-transporting V-type ATPase, V0 domain
Molecular function (GO): proton-transporting ATPase activity, rotational mechanism
Source: RefSeq, a predicted model, not a curated record
GAACGCACUCGUCUAGAUUUCAACGCCGACAUCCACGCCUUCCUCCCAACCUCACCAAAGGCAUUCUUCCAGGCCUGUCACAACAUUUUACCUUACAGCUCAACACUAUACGUCGUAUGUCUACAUCGGAAGCGUGUCCGGUAUAUGCGCCUUUCUUUGGCUUUGGGGGAGCCGCGUCGGCGAUGAUUUUGUCGGCGGUCGGAGCAGCCUACGGGACGGCCAAGGCCGGUAUUGGCAUUGCGGGAGUGGGUACUUUCCGACCUGAUCUAAUGAUGAAGAGCUUGAUUCCCGUUGUUAUGGCUGGUAUUAUUGCCGUGUAUGGCCUCGUGGUCUCGGUUCUAGUCAGCAACGAUCUAGGCCCCGACAAAGAUUACUCCCUUUUUGCCGGGUUCAUACACCUUGCCGCUGGACUUGCCACGGGAUUUGCUGGCUUGAGUGGUGGCUACGCUAUUGGAAUUGUCGGUGAUGCGUGUGUGAGGGGUUACUUGUACCAACCUAGGCUGUUUGUCGGAAUGGUCCUCAUACUUAUUUUCUCGGAAGUGCUCGGAUUGUAUGGACUUAUUGUUAGUUUGAUCCUGAACACUAAGGCGACUAGUGUAUGUGAAUGAGUGCUGGUUUGGGAUGAAAUCAGGAGAAAUUGGGCGACAGCAAUGCGGAAGCGUUGUUGGGUGCGAGGGCAGAUGGAAACAAUCUGGUAGAUUGGUUUGUACCGAAGGUUACGCUGUCGGAGGAGUCGAAAUGGAACCCUUGGUGAAUAGAGCGCUACACCGUUUGAAUCAAACGCGGCGGCGCACCUGCAUACCCACGGCCCUAAUUGUUGCAAUAAGAAAAUGCUACGGACCAUCAUGCAGCCAUA